Messenger RNA from Closterium sp. Yama58-4, 1149 nucleotides. The record is from the annotation of a GenBank genome assembly. Lineage: Eukaryota; Viridiplantae; Streptophyta; Zygnematophyceae; Desmidiales; Closteriaceae.
AUGGCUCGGAAACGCAAAGGAAAUGGUGACGCCGCAGAGAACCCCGACUGGCGCCAAGAGGACCUCGCUUACGUUGCCUGGAUGAACGCCGAGAUAGCUGUUGGUCGACCAUCGACGAAGCCACUACACAAUGUGCAGUCACACGCUAGGAAUGCCGCGCACUCUCAUACCACGCAUCGCCCCAAUCGCGGGCCUGUUUCUAAUGGUUAUGAUUCGGACGAAACUUACCCCGAGAAGGACACGGACGAUGAGGAGGACGAAGCCGCGUCAGACGGAGACGAUCCCGUCGCAGCGUGGCAUGGAGCUGUGGAGUAUAGCGGCCCGGUCGAAGGCCCUUCUUCAACGACAACUGCACGGGCAACCGCAAACCCGCUCGGCAAGGAUAAGCGCCCCGGCAAGGCUCCUACUCCGUCUAAAGCGCGUGGCGGAAAGACAUUUAGUCCGCAGAAGGGAGCGCGGCCGGAAUGGUCGCCCAAGGAGUCAACCAUUCUUGUUGCCGCAAGGUGGUUUACUAAAGACGAGCUCCAGCAAAUGACGGGGAAGCAAGGGUCGCAGUACUGGCUGCAGCUCAUCGAACAUAUCAAGCUCCAACACCCCGACUGGAGUCAUAAUGAAGCCGCAUGCACAAACCAGUGGAAGAGGCUCAAGGCCCUUUGGAAGCAGAUCGACAAGGGAGACAACGCGUCGGGUGGGGGGACGGUGAUCAAGCCGCCGUGGUGGGAAUGGAUGGUGUUAUAUUACAAGGACACCGCGGCGGCAGAACCACACGCGCUCGACGGUGGUGGUGCAGACGACGUUACCGUUGACCCUGCCGUGAAGAUAACGACGCCCAACAAGGCAGAUGCGACUGCAACAGCGAUGCGUGGCACUCCGCCAAGCGCUCGCCGCAGGAUUAACGAGACGGCGACUAUGGCGGCCGCCCAACUCCUCUCCUCCACGCUAAAGGAGUGCUCCGAAGCCGGCGUCGCUCAAAUCACUGGAGUGAUUAGGGAAUGGAUGGCGACGCAGCAGUCGCAAACCAGCCGCGUCUUGCACUACUCUGCCGCCCGCCGCGUUGAUGACGACGACUGGCCGCACGACACCGCAGGACCCGGUGGCUCCACCUUCAGUGAUGGCGUGGAAGAGUGGCGUCGCGGCGACACCUCUUAA